This is a messenger RNA of Schizophyllum commune H4-8, 3438 nucleotides long. Its product is annotated as putative zinc metalloprotease. The record is from RefSeq and is a predicted model, not a curated record. Gene Ontology annotation, biological process: proteolysis. The transcript has 6 exons. Bases 243 to 3023 code for a protein of 926 amino acids. Gene Ontology annotation, molecular function: metalloexopeptidase activity. Lineage: Eukaryota; Fungi; Basidiomycota; Agaricomycetes; Agaricales; Schizophyllaceae.
ACCUUCGGCAUGAAGGUGAAGAUCCUUCUCAUUCCUGAAGGGCGGCGCGAGCUUGCAGCACGAUCAACUCAGGUUUUGCCGAAUACGGUCAUCACGCAGUUCAUGCCUCAACAACGUCAUUUCAUCAUCGACGGUCAUUGGCUCGCUUGCUCGUUGCCGACACCGACGACUGCCUGAGGCUCGUGCAGUCUGUCCUCAUCUGAAGGCAUCGCAGACCCAUCCUGCAUCUUUGACUCCCAAGGAUGGGCAUUGUGGACUAUCUCGUCGCGGCCGUUAGCUUCAGGACGUUGCCAACGACGUUCGUCGCGGUCCUCGUGUACCUAGCGAUAUUCAUCAGCGUGCUCAUCACCGAUGAGCUGCCAGCAACACCGAAGGACCAGAGGGGGCUAAAUCUGACGCAGGCGUACAGCGAUCUCCGCCAGAUCGCGGCGCGCCCUCACCCCUAUAACUCGCAUGCAAACGAUGUCGUGCACGACUUCAUCCUCACUCGCCUUCAGGAUGCCACGGCAGGCUACGAUUACGCGCACGUCUUCGACGACAAGGUCUCGAACGGCUCAUGGAGCUCGCGCAACAACUCGGUGUACUUUGAGGGCACCAACAUCCUCGUCAAGGUCGACGGACACGAUGCGGACAAAUCUGGGGCACUUUUCUCCGCGCACUAUGACUCCGUAUCCACUGCACCAGGUGCGACGGACGAUGGAAUGGGUGUCGCGACAUUACUGCAACUCGUCGAGUACUACGUGAAGCAUCGGCCCCAACGCACCGCUGUCUUCAACAUCAACAAUGGUGAGGAGGACUGGCUUAACGGCGCUCACGCCUUCCUCGAGCACCCAUGGUCCAACCUUACCGACACCUUCCUGAACCUCGAGGGCGCCUCGUCUGGCGGCCGCCCACUCCUCUUCCGCGCCACCGCCACGGCCCCCGUCCGCGCCUUCCGCGAGAAAUACGUGACGCAUCCGCACGGAAAUGUUCUCUCUUCGGACGCCUUCGCGCGGGGUGUGGUGCGCUCGGGGACGGACUACUCGGUGUAUGUCGAUGGCCGCGGGAUGGACGGCGCGGACCUGGCGUUCUACAAGGGCAGGAGCCGCUACCACACCAGGUACGACGCGGUACAGUACACGGAUGGUGGCGUGCGGUCGUUGUGGGCCAUGAUGGAGGCCGCGCAGGGCGUGAGCGGCGCGUUGUUGAGCUCGGAAGCUGUCCAUGGAGACAAGGGUGGCGCGCCAGUAUACUUUGACUUAUUUGGCCAAGCCCUCAUCGUCUUCCCCCUGAGCGCGAUGAUCACUUUUAACAUCGUCUUUCUCGUCGUUGGGCCCAUUAUGCUUGCACUGCUCGUGACCUUCGACAUCGUAGCGCGCCACCGAAGGCAGGAGAUGAUCGGAGGUGGAUAUGAGGAGCAAGGCUUCUUCGCACGUGCGUGGACGUCCUUCAAGUCUUUCCGCUGGGUUGGCGGGUUCUGGAAACACGCCAAGUUCUGGGUCGCGUUGGCGGUCACUGUCGGCUUGCAAGUUCUCCUGUGUGUGGGGUACUUGUACAUCAACCCUCUGAUCGCAUACUCCUCAUCGCACAUUGUCCUUUUGUCCUUCCUCUCGCUUGCCUACCUCUCGACCUACCUCGUGCACAACAUCCCCUCGCCGACCGACACUUACGGCUCCCACCUCCCCGAGCAGCAGAAGCAGGCCGCGCUCUUCCAGCUCUACUUCUUCACCUGGAUCCUCCUGCUCGCCGCCACUGUCGUCGGCGCAAAGCUCAGCGUCGGCUCCUUCUACAUUCUGUCCCUCUGGAAUGCCGUCUUGUUCGCCGCCUGCGCCAUCGGAAGCAUUGCCGGCCUCCUUUCCAGUCACACCGUCGAGGGUGACGCGAGCUACGGCUCGCGCCGGCGCAUCCGCGGCGUGCGGUACGACCGCGAGGGCGAGGAGGAGGGCGUCGAGUCGGAGACGGCGCCGACGGAGGUGACGCCGCUGAUCGCGCAGCCAAUCACGGUUGUGGCGCCCGGGGGGAAGGAGGGCGAGGAGGUGUCGGGCGCCAUCGGGUGGUGGUUCGUGCAGUUCGUGCUGAGCGUGCCUGCGGUGGUGAUCCUGGUGAGCCAGCUGGCGCUGCUGAUGCUCGCGGCGACGGAGCAGACGCUGGCGGAUGGGAGUCCGGCUGUGACGGUGUACGGGGGCGCGUCGUUGAUGUCCGUGCUGGCGAUCCUCCCGCUAGCGCCUUUCGCGUGCAAGCUGCACCGGCGGGUCGCGUAUGUAGCGCUCGUGGUACUCAUCGCGAGUACCGCGUACGCGUGGCUGGUGUUCCCCUUCUCGGAGCGCGCGCCCUUGAAGGUCUUCUUCCAGCAGCAGGUCGACCUCGACGCGAACAUCACCGAGACCCGCAUCACGGGCCACCCAGCCUACCUCCGCCAGGCCAUCGCCGCUCUUCCCUCCGCAGGCGGCGCCCCACUCAACUGCACGGCGGACGACGCGAAAGCGGGUCUGCAGACCUGCGGGUGGACGCCGCCCCCGGCACUCGAGCCCAGCGUGAUCGCACUGGACUUCAACGUGUCGCGAAGCGAGGGGCAGAACCAGGCGCGCUUCGAGAUCGCGGAGACGGAUACGCGGGCGUGCAGGGUGUAUUUCGACCAGGCGGUGACGCGGUUCCAGGUGCAUGGCGGGACGGAGGGGGUGCAGAAGGGCUUUGAGAUCCCCGAGGAAGGCGUGCGCGAGCUGAGGCUAUGGAGUCGGACGUGGGACCGGACGUGGGUGGUCGAUGUGGAGUGGGAGGGUGAGAAGGAGGGCGGGGAUGGUGGGAAAGAUGGAAGCCAGGUAGCGCUUUCCGGUUCGCCGACGAUGACGGUGAGCAGGGAGGGAAGCGCCCUCACCGGUCGCGUCGCCUGUGAGUGGUCAGAGUACGCAAGCGGGAGUCUCGGGGUAGAGACGCGGACGCGGAUCCCAGCGUACGAGGAAGUGCUAACAUUUCUACCCUCAUGGGCCGUCGCCUCGAAGUUUGCGGACGGUCUGGUGGAGGGGUACAAGGCAUUCGCGGUGUGAGGCGGGACUCGAGCGCUGACGAUCUAGUUGAUGUGUACGAUACCAGGGUACGGAAUUGGAUGACUUUCAUGUAUACACGGACGACGACUAUGCACUCAUUGUACUACUUCCAUGCGAUUCAUUGUACCAAUUUCUCGAAAUUUCACCGUAUCAGACGGGUGUGAAGUCUGGGUGUUGCGCGACGAGGUUGCGGAGAGGGAGGAAGAACGCGCGACUGUCAGCAGGGUUCUCCGACUGAGAGAUCCAGUCUCUUAGUUGGUCCCAGGCUACCCAUUCCCACCCUUCGCACUUUUCCGGCUCGAGGACCUGUGGGCAGUGUUCGUUAUGCUUUUCACGACGAGAUGAACCAACGAACUUGGGGCUCUGUCCGUUCGCCCGCGACUUGUCCACGCACAAAGACGGUGACAUAAUGUUU